Papilio machaon (common yellow swallowtail) is the source of this 871-nucleotide messenger RNA. RefSeq names its product FK506-binding protein 2 (gene Fkbp14). The record is from RefSeq and is a predicted model, not a curated record. Lineage: Eukaryota; Metazoa; Arthropoda; Insecta; Lepidoptera; Papilionidae. Gene Ontology annotation, molecular function: calcium ion binding; peptidyl-prolyl cis-trans isomerase activity. The transcript has 4 exons. Bases 82 to 786 code for a protein of 234 amino acids.
AACCAGCUCAGUUGCUUUGCACCGGUCGCAGGGAGCGGACGUCUUUUUUCAGCCGAAGCGAUAACUUUCCGUAACUUCAAGAUGCGCUGCGUGUUCGUGCUGUUAGCACUGGUUGGAGCUACGUUUGCGGGUACCGAGCCAGAAUUUAAGAUAGAUGUUGUAAGCGUUCCCGAAGAAUGCACGACCAAGUCCAAACACGGCGAUAUGCUGACCAUGCACUACACCGGCACACUCGAAAACGGUCACAAAUUUGACGCGAGCUAUGACCGCGACCAGCCGUUCACAUUCCAACUUGGCGUUGGUCAAGUGAUUAAGGGAUGGGACCAGGGUUUAGUCGAUAUGUGUGUUGGAGAAAAACGUAAACUGACCAUCCCAUCAUCCCUCGGGUACGGUGAACGUGGGGCCGGCAAUGUGAUCCCUCCUCACGCGACCCUCUACUUCGAAGUCGAGUUGAUCCACAUUGGGGAUUCCCCGCCAACCACCAACGUGUUCAAGGAAAUUGACGCCGACAAGGAUAACAUGUUGUCCCGCGAAGAAGUGAGUAUAGAAUUAGCGUUUCAAGCGAUGGACUCUGACGGCGACAAAGAACUAUCGCGCGAGGAGGUAAGCGAGUAUCUGAAGAAGCAAAUGGUGCCCGCCGACGGUGCCGAGAUGAGCGAGGACAUCAAACAGAUGCUUGAGAGCCAUGACAAGCUUGUUGAGGAGAUCUUCCAACACGAGGACAAAGACAAGAAUGGCUUCAUCAGCCACGAAGAGUUCUCCGGACCAAAGCACGACGAGUUAUAAACAUUUUGUUUAGAAAUAGCCGCUUCCUUACUCAAUUAUGUUACUCUAAUUGGAUGCGGAAUAUAAGACUUUUUAUAAAAAAUUA